Suillus fuscotomentosus is the source of this 346-nucleotide messenger RNA. RefSeq lists its product as uncharacterized. Bases 47 to 346 code for a protein of 99 amino acids. The transcript is spliced from 2 exons. NCBI's taxonomy places the organism in Eukaryota, Fungi, Basidiomycota, Agaricomycetes, Boletales, Suillaceae. The record is from RefSeq and is a predicted model, not a curated record.
GACAAGCGGCGCUAUCUUCAGGAUAAGGAGUCUGAUCCCUUGUUUCAUGUCGCUCUCGAGCAGUACAUGGCAUCUCCCGCAUGCAGCUACUGUCAGGGAAGCUGUGAGUGCUGCCAUCCCGGCAUAUGAAGAAGCUGUGGCUACUGCCGCCCACGCAUAUGAAGAAGCUGUGAGGACUGCCAUCUAUCCAUAUCAAGGGAAACUGCCUUCUUGGAUAACAAAGCUGCCAUUUGGAUCUUUCAAAAGGAAGGCAAAAGAAAAAGAAUCUUUAUGCUCUCGGGCGGAGGCGCAGUUAAUUGAAGCUGUUCUUGAAAUCGCUCUAAAUCAUCGUCUGCCUAGACCUUAA